GAGAGGAGGAGGAACGGCCGGGCUGGCUGCGGAAGGGGAGGGGGGGGAGGAGGCGAUUGGAUGCAGCGGCGGCGGCGGAUCCCGGAGAGCAGCGGAGUGAGAGGAGUAGCGAGUCGGACACCCGGAGAAGAUACUAAAAGAUACAGAAGAAUUCAAUUCCAUGACCCAGUGAGUUCAUUUGAUGACCGAACCCUCAUCUCCAUCCUCAACCCAUCUUAGAUCUCUUCCAGGGGUAAAAAUAUUUCCAUCAUGGCUCACUCAAAGACAAGAACCAAUGAUGGAAAAAUUACUUAUCCUCCUGGUGUCAAAGAAAUCUCAGACAAAAUAUCUAAAGAGGAGAUGGUGAGACGGUUAAAGAUGGUUGUGAAAACUUUCAUGGAUAUGGACCAGGACUCUGAAGAAGAAAAGGAGCUUUAUUUAAACCUAGCUUUACAUCUUGCUUCAGAUUUUUUCCUCAAGCAUCCUGACAAAGAUGUUCGCUUACUGGUAGCCUGCUGCCUUGCUGAUAUUUUCAGGAUUUAUGCUCCUGAAGCUCCUUACACAUCCCCUGAUAAACUAAAGGAUAUAUUUAUGUUUAUAACAAGGCAGUUGAAGGGGCUAGAGGAUACAAAAAGCCCACAAUUCAAUAGGUAUUUUUACUUACUUGAGAACAUUGCUUGGGUCAAGUCAUAUAACAUAUGCUUUGAGUUGGAAGAUAGCAAUGAAAUUUUUACCCAAUUAUACAGAACAUUAUUUUCAGUUAUAAACAAUGGUCACAAUCAGAAAGUUCACAUGCACAUGGUAGACCUCAUGAGUUCUAUUAUUUGUGAAGGCGAUACAGUAUCUCAGGAGCUUUUGGAUACAGUUUUGGUAAAUCUGGUACCUGCCCAUAAGAAUUUAAACAAGCAAGCAUAUGAUUUGGCAAAGGCUUUACUGAAGAGGACAGCUCAAGCUAUUGAACCAUAUAUUACCAAUUUUUUUAAUCAGGUUCUGAUGCUUGGGAAAACAUCUAUCAGCGAUUUGUCAGAGCAUGUCUUUGACUUAAUUUUGGAGCUCUAUAAUAUUGAUAGUCAUUUGCUGCUCUCAGUUUUACCCCAACUUGAAUUUAAACUAAAGAGCAACGAUAAUGAGGAACGCCUACAAGUUGUUAAACUACUGGCAAAAAUGUUCGGUGCGAAGGAUUCAGAAUUAGCUUCUCAAAACAAACCACUAUGGCAGUGUUACUUGGGCAGGUUUAAUGACAUCCAUGUACCAAUCCGCCUGGAAUGUGUGAAGUUUGCUAGUCAUUGUCUCAUGAACCAUCCUGAUUUAGCAAAGGACUUAACAGAGUAUCUUAAAGUGAGGUCACAUGACCCUGAAGAAGCUAUUAGACAUGAUGUUAUUGUGUCUAUAGUUACAGCUGCUAAAAAGGAUAUUCUUCUGGUCAACGAUCACUUACUUAAUUUUGUGAGAGAGAGAACUUUAGACAAACGGUGGAGAGUGCGCAAAGAAGCCAUGAUGGGACUUGCCCAAAUUUAUAAGAAGUAUGCUUUACAAUCAGCGGCUGGAAAAGAUGCUGCAAAACAGAUUUCAUGGAUCAAAGACAAAUUGCUACACAUAUAUUAUCAAAAUAGUAUUGAUGAUCGAUUGCUUGUUGAACGCAUCUUUGCCCAAUACAUGGUUCCCCACAAUUUGGAAACUACAGAACGGAUGAAGUGCUUAUAUUACUUGUAUGCCACACUGGAUUUAAAUGCUGUGAAAGCACUGAAUGAAAUGUGGAAAUGUCAAAAUCUGCUCCGGCAUCAAGUGAAGGAUUUGCUUGACUUAAUUAAGCAACCCAAAACAGACGCCAGUGUCAAGGCCAUAUUUUCAAAAGUGAUGGUUAUUACAAGAAAUUUGCCAGAUCCUGGUAAGGCUCAGGAUUUCAUGAAGAAGUUCACACAGGUGUUGGAAGAUGAUGAGAAAAUAAGAAAACAGUUAGAAGUACUUGUUAGUCCAACAUGCUCCUGCAAGCAGGCUGAAGGCUGUGUGCGUGAAAUAACUAAGAAGUUGGGCAACCCCAAACAGCCUACAAAUCCUUUCCUGGAGAUGAUCAAGUUUCUCUUGGAGAGGAUAGCACCUGUGCACAUAGAUACUGAAUCUAUCAGUGCUCUUAUUAAGCAAGUGAAUAAAUCAAUAGAUGGAACAGCAGAUGAUGAAGAUGAGGGUGUUCCAACUGAUCAAGCCAUCAGGGCAGGUCUUGAACUGCUUAAGGUACUCUCAUUUACACAUCCCAUCUCGUUUCAUUCUGCUGAAACAUUUGAAUCUCUCCUGGCUUGUCUGAAAAUGGAUGAUGAAAAAGUAGCAGAAGCUGCACUCCAAAUUUUUAAAAACACAGGAAGCAAAAUUGAAGAGGAUUUCCCACAUAUCAGAUCAGCUUUGCUUCCUGUUUUACAUCACAAAUCUAAAAAAGGACCCCCCCGCCAAGCCAAAUAUGCCAUUCAUUGUAUCCAUGCGAUAUUUUCUAGUAAAGAGACCCAGUUUGCACAGAUAUUUGAGCCUCUGCAUAAGAGCCUAGAUCCAAGCAACCUGGAACAUCUCAUAACACCGUUGGUUACUAUUGGGCAUAUUGCUCUCCUUGCACCUGAUCAAUUUGCUGCUCCUUUGAAGUCCUUGGUAGCUACUUUCAUUGUGAAAGAUCUUCUCAUGAAUGAUCGGCUCCCAGGAAAAAAGACAACUAAGCUUUGGGUUCCAGAUGAAGAAGUUUCUCCUGAGACAAUGGUCAAAAUUCAGGCUAUUAAAAUGAUGGUUCGAUGGCUCCUUGGAAUGAAAAAUAAUCACAGUAAAUCAGGAACAUCUACCUUAAGAUUGUUAACUACAAUAUUGCAUAGUGAUGGAGACUUGACAGAACAGGGAAAAAUUAGUAAACCAGAUAUGUCACGUCUGAGACUUGCUGCUGGGAGUGCUAUUGUGAAGCUGGCACAAGAACCUUGUUAUCAUGAAAUCAUCACAUUAGAACAGUAUCAGCUCUGCGCAUUAGCUAUCAAUGAUGAAUGCUAUCAAGUAAGACAAGUGUUUGCUCAGAAACUUCACAAAGGCCUUUCCCGAUUACGGCUUCCACUUGAGUAUAUGGCAAUCUGUGCACUUUGUGCAAAAGAUCCUGUAAAAGAGAGAAGAGCUCAUGCUAGGCAGUGUCUGGUAAAAAAUAUAAAUGUGAGACGCGAGUAUCUGAAGCAGCAUGCAGCUGUUAGUGAAAAAUUAUUGUCUCUUCUACCAGAAUAUGUUGUUCCUUAUACAAUUCACCUUUUGGCACAUGACCCAGAUUAUGUCAAAGUACAGGAUAUUGAACAACUUAAAGAUGUUAAAGAAUGUCUUUGGUUCGUUCUAGAAAUAUUAAUGGCUAAAAAUGAAAAUAACAGUCAUGCAUUUAUCAGAAAGAUGGUAGAAAAUAUUAAACAAACAAAAGAUGCCCAAGGACCAGAUGAUGCAAAAAUGAAUGAAAAACUGUAUACUGUGUGUGAUGUUGCCAUGAAUAUCAUCAUGUCAAAGAGCACCACAUACAGUUUGGAAUCUCCUAAAGACCCAGUACUACCAGCUCGUUUUUUCACCCAACCUGACAAGAAUUUCAGUAACACCAAAAAUUAUCUGCCUCCAGAAAUGAAAUCGUUUUUCACUCCUGGAAAACCUAAAACAACCAAUGUACUAGGAGCUGUUAAUAAGCCACUUUCAUCAGCUGGCAAGCAAUCUCAGACAAAGUCAUCACGAAUGGAAACUGUAAGCAAUGCAAGCAGCAGCUCAAAUCCAAGCUCUCCUGGAAGAAUAAAAGGGAGGCUUGAUAGCUCUGAAAUGGAUCACAGUGAAAAUGAAGAUUACACAAUGUCUUCACCUUUGCCAGGAAAAAAAAGUGACAAGAGAGACGACUCUGAUCUUGUAAGGUCUGAAUUGGACAAACCUAGAAGCCGGAAAAAAACACCUGUCACAGAUUCAGAAGAAAAAUUAGGUAUGGAUGACCUCACUAAGUUGGUACAGGAACAGAAACCUAAAGGUAGUCAGCGUGGACGGAAGAGAGGCCAUACGGCUUCAGAAUCAGAUGAACAGCAGUGGCCUGAAGAAAAGAGGCUCAAAGAAGAUAUAUUAGAAAAUGAGGAUGAACAGAAUAGUCCACCAAAGAAAGGUAAAAGAGGCCGACCACCUAAACCUCUUGGUGGAGGUACACCAAAAGAAGAGCCAACAAUGAAAACUUCUAAAAAAGGAACCAAAAAAAAAUCUGGACCUUCAGCACCAGAAGAAGAGGAAGAAGAAGAAAGACAAAGUGGAAAUACAGAACAGAAGUCAAAGAGCAAACAACACCGAACAUCAAGGAGAGCACAACAGAGCAGAGCAGAAUCUCCUGAAACUAGUGCAGUUGAAUCCACACAAUCCACACCACAGAAAGGACGAGGAAGACCAUCAAAAACGCCAUCACCAUCACAACCAAAAAAAAAUGUCCGUGUAGGACGCUCCAAACAAGCAGCUACUAAAGAAAAUGAUUCAAGUGAAGAAGUUGAUGUGUUUCAGGGUAGCUCUCCUGUCAAUGAUGAUAUUCCACAGGAAGAAACAGAGGAAGAGGAAGUUUCUACAGUAAAUGUACGGCGGCGAAGUUCUAAAAGAGAAAGGCGAUGAACAAAUGUAAUUAAUAACUUUCUAUGUGAAAGCUUUGAGAAGAAACAUUUUUUUUUGUCAAGCUUGAGGCUAAGUAAAGCCUUUGAUGCACAAAGCGGGACUGCCAGAGAGUGGACAGUUGGAACUUCCUUUGAUGACCUCAUGUGUUUUGCGGUCACAGCGCUUUAGCCAUACGCGUGGUGAUAACAUUGACUAUGGAGUCUUGUGGAAGUGUGAUGUCCGAUGGCUAUGUAGACAUAAACUAAAGAAGAAACUUGUAAAUAUAUUUUUUCUCUUUUUUUCUUUCUUUUUUUCUCUUUCUUUUCUUUCUCUUUCUUUCUUUCUUUCUUUCUUUUUCUUCUUUCUUUUUCUUUCUUUCUUUAAUGUUUCUGACUUCUAAAGUGCUUGUAUAGCUUUUAUCUGCGGCUUUAAACUGACAGUACCCAACUGUUUAUUGGAUCUAUUGAUUUGGAAAGAGUUUGUUAGGAUAGAUCUUAAGCAGUAAUCUGUCAGUGUUAGUAUUUGUAUUCUCUGCAAUUUUACUGUGAAAAAUUUUUUUCAACAAAUGGUGUCAUUUUCUUGAUGUCAUUGUUUGUUGGAGAGUUAAAUGGUCUCUUUCCCUUGUGUAUCUUACCUAGUGUUUACUCCUAGGCACCCUUAAUCUUCAGAGGUGCUAUAUUGUCUGCCAUUACACCUGAAUGGUGCCUCCGAUGGGAGGACACCACGCAAAUUGUGAAAUAAUCCUGAAGUUUGAUUAUUUUACACCUCAGUAUUGGUCUCAGAAUUUUCUGGCCUUUCAUGGCAAUGAAAAUUUUAAGAAAAGAGAGAUUUAAAAUAUUUUAAUUUUAAAGAGUGUGUUAUAAAAUAAUGUACUGAAUUCUUUAUCCCAUUUUAUCAUCAUCCCUUUUCAGUUUUUAUUAAUCUACUGUAUCAAUAAAAUUCUGUAAUUUGAAUUAGUUUUUAAUAGUCUAGAAUGUUAUUGUGUAUAGAUAUUUCCUCUUGAACAUUAUGUUCAGAAGAUGCAAAUUAUUACACUAUAAUAUAAAAUCUGAUAUAUACACAUAGAAAAGUUCCAGUUCUCCAUAACAGUGUAAAGUUAAUCAGAAAGAAAAAAUUUUAUUGAUGCAGUGUGUCUUUAUAAAGCUGUUCUUGAAAGCAAGUGUUUUGUAUUUUAUAGUGAGUUGCAUGUUUAUGAAAAAGUGCUGAAAAUGGGAUGUGCUCUUUUCUGUAAAUUCAUAUUUAGCCAUAGUAUAUGAUAGAUUGCCCCAUAACAUAGUUUUUCAUCAAGAGUUUAUUAUUGUACUUUAUUUUGGAGCCAAAAACUUGUUCUUGGGGGGGGGGAAGGACAGGGUGGGAGUGAUAUAUCCAACUAUCUGAGCUACUGUAGGUAUCACAAUCUUAUAAAUUUUGAAUGAAAUUCCACUUCAUCUAGAUUAGGAGAAGUGGAAAUUUAUUUGGAUUUAGAGCAGUUCUUUUUUUUUUUUUCAUCGUAAUCUGCAAAAUAUAGAAACAAAUUACUUAAGUCAGUAUCCUUUAUACAGUUUUGUAAACUGUAUUUUGAACCAAAACAUAAAAGUUACUACUUAAUGCUUGCCUAAAUUCACUGUAGUAUUUCAGGUGCUGUUCUUUUGUUUUUUCCACAGUUAACAUCGGAAAAGAAAAUCAUAUCCUAACUUAUUAAAUUUAUCACAUUGAAUAAUGGAGCAUUUUCAUAUAAUACACCAUUAUGUUUAAGGUAUAUUUCCAAGAUUGGUUAUAAUAGAUGGGGGAUAUAAUAAAGAAACUAUUUUGGAAAAUGACAUUUUACUAUUUUCCAAUGUAUAUCACAAUUGAUGUGAUUAUUUUUCUUUUAAAGAUUUCUUCAUGUUUAUGAAACGGCCUUUAAUUUAAAAAAAAUGUUUUGAAUUAUGUCUUAAUCUCUCAAUAUUUAACUGUUCUUCAUUCUUCAUCAAGUAAGAUACUGACACCAGUGAUUAUGGGAGGCUGCUGUAUACAGGGCAGCUAAUGUUGGACCAAGAUGCAUUGGUUUUUAACCGUUUAAUGAGCUCAGUUCUCCCAAACACGCUAUUUGUAUCUCAGCAGUACAAAGGCAUGUUUUUAAAUCUAUAAAAUAAAGAAUAAGGGAUAGCUUUGUAUUUUUGUCAUUGACUAAAUUGCACCGGAAAUGUUUAUGGAAGUAUAUCUUUAAGACCAUUUUAUAAAACAUAAUGAAAACAUGAUUGUGGAGGAUUUUUAUUUGCAUGAUCAUAGUUAACCAAAUUUCAUUGCACAUUAAUUCUGUACAUCAGUUCACAAAAAAUGUGCGUUGUAGAUUUUGUUUAAUGCCAAUAAGUCUGUGAUUUUACAACUUGUCUGUUCACUUUUUGGGAGGAUUAUGAUGUAAAUUUUCCAUUUUUCUGUAGAAAAAUAGGUGCAAUAAUGAUCAAAGUUUUGAUGUCCUGAGUCUUCAUCUUAGGGGAUUAUUUUAUUAUGUUUAAACUUAACAUUUCAUAUGCUAACAUUUGGAGAGCCACAUACUAUAACUAAAGUAAAAUUAAGUAUGUUAUACAACAGUAAUUGCUAACAGUGGUUAGCAAAGUCUUCAGUGAUAAUGUUCAUUUUGAAAAAUAUGUACUGUAUAAAAUUAAGGAAAUAUUCAACUCACUGUAACAAGUUCCAUUAUGAAAAUCUUAUGAGUCUUCAGUGAGGUUAUCUUGCUGCACUCUGUAGCAAGUUCAUUUAAUCUACAUUAUAAUAAGAUUUCUUGCUGCAGUGCAACAGGAAGCUUUUUUUCAGUGAUCUCCACUGUAUAUGUAAAUUACAAAUGUGGCUGUAGAACUUGUUCCAGGUAUUAAAGGUUACAUUACUUUCUGUAUCUUCUUACAACUUGUAAGUUUGAUUUUUCAGAUUUCCUUUUGCCCACUUGAAGAUUGUCAGGAAUUUAAGAAUUUGUUUAACUUAGGUGUAUCUCCCCUACCACAUAGUAUUAUGUCACCAUAAUGAACAAUUGGUAUUUAGAUAGAUAACCAAUUUCAGACACAUUUUUGGAUUUUCUGUGAAGCUGAAUAAACAUGAAAGCUAAUAUGUAAUUGUAUUAUUUUAUUUAUGUGUAUUAAUAUAUAUAUUUAAAUAUGUUUACUAAAUGAAGAAAGGCACAUUUUGAUGAUUUUUGAUUUUGGAGCCUUUGUUGCAUGAAAAGGAAAUGUAUUUCCUAGUAACAUUUUUUCAAGCUUUUUGUUUAAACUUCUUAUGUAAAAUUUUGACUAACAGAGAUUGCUAAGUACUAUUUAAGUUAAAGGAUUGCAUAACUGGAGAAAAUAAAUGUAUCCUAUAAACUUUAAAAGUAAGCACUGAAUAUAAGUUGCUAGUGGCACUUUUAUUCAUUUGUUCAGCAAAUAUUUAUUGAGUGCUUACUAUGUGUUAGGCUAGUUACAGAGAAUAAAGUGUGAUCUAGAUAGAGUAAGUCCCUGCCCUUGCAGAGCUUACGUUCUCCACAAGCGGGUGGGGAUAUAAGGAAACAAUAAUUAAAUAUAUAAUAUAAAUGUCAGAUUGUGAGAAGUGUGGUGAAAAGAAAAGGAAAAGCAAGAUAGACAGUAGAAAUGAUUAGAGGAGAAACUAUUUUGUAUACUUUGGAGCUAUGUUACUUAGCACAUAAACUAUCGGGUUAUUAUGCCUUUACGAUGAAGUUACACUUUUAUAAUUAUAAAAUGUCACUUGAUAUCUGUACAAAUACUUUAUGCCUACUUUGUCUGAUAUUAAUAUAGCCGUACCAGUUUUGUUUUGUUUGCAUGACAAACCUUUUUCUGUCCUUUUAUUUUCAACCUAUUUAUAUAUAUCCUUAUGUUUAAAAUGUACAUUAUGUUAACAUUUUAUACUUCCAUCUUGUUCUUUUAUCUAGUCUUAGAAUCUUUGUUCUUUAGUGUUUAGACUGUUUACUUUUGGUAUAAUUACUGAUGUAGUAGGUUUUAAACCUUGCUAUCUUUUUUGCCAGUCUUUUCUUUAUUCCUUUAUUUGCUCCUUUUCCUAACUUAUUUUGACUCAGUCAGGUACUCAGACCUUUGAGCAGUGUGGGGAUUAAGGGUGCCAACCCCACACAGUUGAAAAUCCACAUAGAACUUUUGAGUUCCCAAAAACUAACUACUGAUAGCCUACUGUUGACUGAGAGCCUUACCAAAAACAUAGUUGAUUAACCCAUAUUUUGUAUGUUGUACGUAUUAGAUACUGUAUUCUUAAAAAGUAAACUAGAGAAAAGAAAUUAUUAAGAAAAUCAUAGAGAAGAGUAAAUACUUUUACACCACUCUACUAUAUCAAAAAAGAAUCCAGCUCAAACUCCUGCUGUUCAAGGGUCAUCUGUACUUACUAUUAUUCUAUCUCUGCUAUUUGCUUUUUAGUUAUGCUUGGUUGUAUUAUUUUUCUGUGGUUACCUUACAGAUUAUAGUAUCUGUGUUUGGCUUAUUAUAGUCUGUGUUAUAUUAAUGCUUUUACUACCUUCUGAACAGUUCAAGAACUUUAAAACGGUUCAACUCCAUUUGUUGCCUCCCCACUCUUUGUGCUAUAGUUUUCAUAUAUUUUGUGGUUAUAAAUCCCACAAUAUCAUUACUUUAAAUAGUGUUCUUUCUUAUUUACAUAUACAUUUUCUCUUCUCUUUGCUAUUUUUUUCUUUUCUUUUGAUAGUUUUGUGCUGUCAUCUUAAUUCCUUUUCUGUCAGCCCGAGGAACUUCUUUUAGUAUUGCUUAUAGUGCCAGUCAACUCAGCAUUUGUUUGAAAGGUCUUUAUCACACCUUCAUUUUUAAAGAGUAUUUUCUUUGGAUACAGAAUUCUGGAUUGGCAGUUUUAUUUAUUUGGCAGUUUGAAACUUUGCAUUCUAUUUUCUUCUAGUUUUCAUAUUUUCUGUUGCAAAACAGCUGAAAAACUUUGCUCCUUGUAGGUCCUGUGUCUUUUUCCUGGCUUUUAGGAUUUCCUCUUUAUCUUUGUUUUCAGCAGUUUGCUGUGUUGGGCCUGCUUAUGGUUUUCAUUUUAUCUUGCUUGGGGUUAACUGAGCUCUGGAAUCUGCAAGUUGAUAUAUUCUAUCAGUUUUAAAAAAAAUUCUUGGUCAUUAUCCCUUCACAUAUUACUUGUACUCUAUUAUCGCUUCUUUCUUUCUGACAUUCCAGUUAUAAAUAUGUUGUACUGUUUGUGUCCCAUGUGCUCUUUAUUUUCUUCCCUUUCUUUCUACUCUUGUUUUCUCUCUGUGCUUCAGUUUGGAUAUUUCCAGUUGAUGCAUCUUCAGAUUUGCCAAUCUUGUGUUCUACCUUGUGCAGUCUUCCAUUUAGCCCAUCCAAUUAGUUAAUUUCGAAUAGUGAAUUUUUUAGUUUUAGAGUGUCCAGUUAAUUAUAUUUUAUAGAUUUCAUUUCUCUAUUGAAAGUCUCUUUACUCGUUUCCUUUUUUUUUUCUUCUUAACAGUGCUGGCAGAGAUUUGAAUUCUAUAACUAACUCCAACAUCUGAAUCAUCUGUGGGUCAUAAUCUAUUACCUGAUUUUUCUUUCUUGAUUAUUAGUCACAUUUUUCCUGAUCAUAUUUCUUUCUCCCUGUAUCUAGGGCUUGCAAUUUUUUUCUUUUAUGCAGGACAGUGUGUAUAAAAGAACUGAAGGGUUGAAGUUGAUGUGAUUUCUCCUCCCCCCAGAAGAUUUAUCUCCUUUUCUGUUACUCAUUGUAGGGAUUGAUUACCUCAAUCCAUGGAGUUGGUCUUGGGGUACAGCUUUAGGUUGACUCAGUCCACUUGUUUCAAAAGUCUUGAGGGUAAGACUUGUAUUAUGUACAACAGGCCUUUUCCUUUAGCAUACCAAGACUAUAGAAGAUUUCAUUCUACCUUUCCAGGCCAACCUCUCAGCAGGAAGGCUAUUUUAUAUAGGAUAGUCAAAGAAGAUUCUUUGAAAGGGUAACAUCUGAGCAUGGACUUCUAUUAUAUGAGGGAUCAAGCACUAUGAACACCUGGGGAAAAAGUAUUACAGGCUGAAGGAAGAGUAAGUGCAAAAGUCCUUAGGGAAGAAUGAA
Messenger RNA from Mirounga angustirostris (Northern elephant seal), 10590 nucleotides. RefSeq names its product PDS5 cohesin associated factor B (gene PDS5B). The record is from RefSeq and is a predicted model, not a curated record. NCBI's taxonomy places the organism in Eukaryota, Metazoa, Chordata, Mammalia, Carnivora, Phocidae. Bases 250 to 4599 code for a protein of 1449 amino acids. Gene Ontology annotation, cellular component: nucleus; chromatin. Gene Ontology annotation, biological process: mitotic sister chromatid cohesion; DNA repair. The transcript has 36 exons.